Molecule: messenger RNA, 2451 nt
Organism: Pomacea canaliculata
Lineage: Eukaryota; Metazoa; Mollusca; Gastropoda; Architaenioglossa; Ampullariidae
Product: receptor-type tyrosine-protein phosphatase O-like
Exons: 6
Coding region: 120-779 (219 amino acids)
Biological process (GO): protein dephosphorylation
Molecular function (GO): protein tyrosine phosphatase activity
Source: RefSeq, a predicted model, not a curated record
AUCACCAGCACCACGAAUUAUUUACUUUUUGUGUCCACUAUUGACAGGGAGCUGAUUCUCCUUGUGAAUACAUAGCUACACAGGCACCACUGUACUCUACUCUCUCUGACUUCUGGCGAAUGGUCUACGAGCACAGGACAAGGGUCAUCGUCAUGCUAUGUGACAGUGUAGAAAAUGGAAAGAAAAUGGUUGACCCGUACUGGCCUGACGAAAUCAACGUACCAGUGCGACAUGGGGAGCUGACUGUCACAAUGACCGGUGUCUCUGUCCUUGAAACAUAUGCAGUGCGCAAGAUAAUCGUGACAAUGAGAGGACGACAAGACCUCAGAGUUACUCAGUUGUGCAUCCGUGGGUCGAGCGAGUAUUGGAGCCUUCGUGUUGAGCAGCUCAUUGACUUCAUUCGUGUUGCUGGUCGGCAGGCAAAACAUUCCAGAGGACCGGUCACAGUCCACUGCAAUCUCGGCGUUGGCAGGACUGGCAUGUUCAUUGCCCUCGAUCUUUUGACUCGUUUUGUGGAGAAACACAACCUGAACAGUGAGGUGAACGUGUAUGAUGUUGUCAAGAGAAUGAUGGGAUGUCGUCCGAACAUAAUUCAGUCUCUGGACCAGUAUAUGUUCAUACAUUAUGUACUCGGGUUGAUCAUCGAGGAGAAGAUGCAGAACUGUUCUAGAAGAAUCCCAUCGGGUGUUUUCUAUCAGAACGAAGGGCACACAGUCAAUGUGUAUAAUGAACUCUACGAAUCCAUUGGACACGAGAACAUCGAUCUACAGCGCUACUGACGAGAAUCAGAUGAAUUGACAUCAUUGCUCAACUGACGCUAUUCUCUAACGACGACUGCAAGAUGAGAGUAGCUCUGAGGACAAUCAAAAUAAAAUACACACUAUAAAUUGUUUUCCACAUGUAGGCUGACCUUGACAGUUGUAAAUCACGUUCUUGAACGUUUAUUUAUUUUGAAUUUUUUCUGUCAGUCAACAGUCAAUGCUAUUCUUAUUUUUCCUCCAAAAUGAAAUUCUUAUAUAUGUGUGUGUGAAAGGAUUCUUUGGACUAAAAGGCUUAAGCAAAGCUUAUCCCUGCAAAAGCAGAGGCCGCAUACUGCCAUGCAUAGUCCUGUAUUAACUCCAGCGAAAACUUAGCUCCGUCGCUUGAAAAGCAGGUUUCAUAUGAAAAGUACUAUGGUAACUCACAAAAACAUUCUAGCAGCCCUCCUCCCUGAAACAGCUCAUUUCUUCUUCGGCUGUUAUCUAACAAAAUGAUCCGACAAGACACAUCAGUGUCAAUAAAUGUCAAAUCUCUAUACACACUGUUUCUUUGUCUGAAGUGGCAACGAAUGUUCAGGAAGUUUGUAAAUAAAUGAUGCCACUUGGACCAGGGGGGGGGGUGGUAUUAUUUCGUGCUCCAGCAACAUGUCUGUCCUAAGGCAACGGUCAUCAUUGGUACCUUAAUUAUGUCUACAGUUUCUACAGACAAAUCCCCCCCAAAGAAACAGAAAAGGGCCACCUGUUUCUCCAAGAGUUAAAUACCUGCUAUUUAUUCAAGGACGAAUGAAAAAUGUGUAUUGAAUAAGGAAAUAUAACGUUUUACAGUACUUUUAAAAUGUAAUAAGGAUUAAUACAGUGCUUUACAACUAAAAUAUUAAUAAGUAUGCAUAAAAUUUGAGCAGAGUAUAUACAGGUAGCAAUUAAUCAACCAUGUUAACAGGGAAAACCCUAUUUGAUUGAAAUCAAUUAAAUUCCAUUGUCUUUGCUUUACAUCAUGAACGUUUUCCUAAAAAAUCUAAAUUUUAUAAUAAAAAUUAGUGAUAAAUUUAAUUAAAUGAUAUCUACAUAUAUCAGAAUCUUCUGUUGUCUGGGUCAGAGUGAUGACAGUCGCGUUCACAAGGAGGUUGCUGAUUUCCAUGUAUCCGUUUUUAUGUACAGAUUGUUGUCUGCUCGAUCAUUAUUUAGUACACACAUCAUUUCCCACAUGCCUCUACACCCACAUGGCAUGUCUUCUCCCUUUAUUUGUAUGCUGCAUUAAAAUGAAUGCCUUCCAUAGGAUAAAAAAACAAAUUGUCGACCAACUUAAAGGUGGGGGAGGGGGAACAAAAGAAAACGAAGAAUAAAGCAAAUGUUUGCAUGGUUUACUUAGAUUAUAUAUUUUUCACAAAAACUGAAAUUUAUCAGAUAUUGAAUAUAUUUUCAAAUAUUAUGCUCUUUGUUCACGCUUACUUCUACCCUACUCCCACUGACAGUGGCACUAUUGUGUAAUUGAUACACUUCAGUCUAAUGAAACAAAGUGCCUUUUUUUUCAUAAGUGCUUGAAAAAGAAGCAAGAAAACUGAUAACAGACACGAAAGCAAUGUCUGGCUACAUAACAUUCAUCUCAUGCAGGCAGUCUAUACACACCAAUUCUGCAUGUUAUGUUGCGUGCGUCCAUGUAUUUCUCUUUGCGUUUGUUUUGUAAAGCGCUAUG